AUGGACCCCCCCGGCCAAGCGUCGCUCGUCGAAAUAGCCUAUCGCGCUCCUCACGCCUUCCAUGUCCACCGGGUGCAGUUCGCGGCUUGGCUGGAGCACUGGUGCGUGUUCGAGACCGACCGGGUGGACAUGACGUUGGACUACCAAGUGCGCAACAAGCUCGAGGUGCAGAGUGAGCUGUACAGCGGAUUGCGGUUGAUGCUGUUGAAGAUUUUGUCUUGUUUCAUAUGUGAAGGUUUUGGAAGAGAGGAGGGUUGUGCUAAUUGCGGCAUGGGCUCAGAUCGGUUAAAGUUGAGGAAGGCCUUGAAAGUCGUUGAGACUGUUGAGGCUUUGGAGGUUGCUGUUAUUGGUGCUGCCGUCGCUGCUAUGAGAGCAGAUGAGGGAGAUAGUAACAGUGGCAGCGGAGGUGGCAGCGGUGUAACUGGCUGGUGUUCUUCCGAUUCAUCAGAGGCAGCCGACCUGGACGCCGAGUUCGCCGAAGCGCCGCGUCACAGGGACUGCGAGGACCCGUUCACCAACCUCCUGAAGUUCUGCCGCUACGACCUGUGGCAUGCGAUCCGGACGCUGGACCGGAACACGACUCUCUUCGCCCAGUCCAGCAUGUAUGCGCCGAGUGACCUGCUGGUCCACCACCCCAACUACAUCAUCUGCGACGAAUGGGAUCGGGACGUCACCGAAAGGUUCGAGGCGAUGGUCUGCCGCGCUCUCCGCUACCGCUGCAAGGUUCAUAACAAGGUGCUCCAGGCCCGACUGGCGAAGAUGGUCUCAGAUCGUCGCAGGGCGUUGAACUAUCACAGUCGCUCCCAGGAUGACUCCCCCAUGCACAUCCCCAGGCAGAACCUGAACCCCGUCACCUUCGUAUUGGCCAUGCGGGACGCAGCGCAGGAAGAGCACCCCCCUCCUCCCCCUCUCGCCCCGGGCCAGGAAGAGUUCGCGUGUCCGUACUGCCGCUACAAGCUGCCAGCAGCUCGAUACGCCUCGCAUGAUGCAUGGAGAAAACACGUGCUCACCGACCUCGAGCCCUACAUAUGCAUCUUCGACGCCUGCACCGAGGAAACCAACACCUUCCGCACCCUGCAGCAAUGGCUCUACCACAUGGAAGUCCACCACUCAUCGACCUGGAUCUGCCGCGUGCCCCGCUGCCGCAACCGCACCUUUUACCGACAAAUCGCCUUCGAACAACACGGCAUCAACGCCCACGGCUACACCUCCGAAUCCCUGAAAACCAUCUGCCACGAGUCCCGCCGCCCCUACCCAGCCAUCUUCCACCGCUGUCCCUUCUGCGGCCCGCGGCCCGACCAAGACCCCCCACGCGACGACGACGCCUACCUCGGCAACGCGGCCGCCCACCACGCCGCCCACCGACUGUACCAUCACGUCGCCCGCCACCUGGAGGAGUUCGCCCUCCUGGCCAUUCCUUACGCCCCGAGUGAGCCUGUCGUCUACCCUACACCUCCCGCCGGCGGCGGCGGCGGCGGCGGCGGUGGUGGUGCUGGUGGUGCUGGUGGUGGCAGAUACAGCCGCCACAUCCUGCCCAUCCCGCGGGUGGAGGACCACGGCAACUGGGAGUGGAUCUUUGAUGAGCACCUACCCGCGUACAUGUACCGCCGCGACGUGUAUCCGGGCUCGUCGCGGUCGUCGGUGUCGGCGGCGUCGACGCCGUAUUAUCGGCCCUCGACGCCCGUGGACGGCCCGGAUAUCUCGGAGUUGGUGGAUGUGGUGGAGAGUGAGGAUGCGGAGUUGUUUGAGGGGGACGAGGAUGGGGUUUUGGAGGGGUUUGAUGAGUUUCUUGCUGGGGUUGCGGGGGCGCGUGGGCUGACUGGAGGGAGCGGAGAGAGUUGA
Messenger RNA from Aspergillus aculeatus ATCC 16872, 1842 nucleotides. RefSeq lists its product as uncharacterized. The transcript is spliced from 4 exons. The record is from RefSeq and is a predicted model, not a curated record. Lineage: Eukaryota; Fungi; Ascomycota; Eurotiomycetes; Eurotiales; Aspergillaceae. The coding region runs from base 1 to 1842 and encodes 613 amino acids.